GAGCCAGGGACGGAGCCGUGGGGUCAUGCGCUGAGCCACGAGGGGCGCGAUCCGGCCGGACCCAGCCGAGUGCAGCUCGCCGCCCUGCUCCCUGCUGGCCAGCAUGUCUUUCGUCCCUGUGGCCGAGGAUUCUGACUUCCCCAUCCAAAACCUGCCCUACGGCGUCUUUUCCACCCCAGACAACCCGAGACCGAGGAUCGGCGUGGCCAUUGGCGACCAGAUCCUGGACCUCAGUGUCAUUAAGCACCUCUUCACUGGGCCUGUCCUCUCCAAGCACCAGGAUGUCUUUGAUCAGCCGGCUCUCAAUAGCUUCAUGGGCCUCGGCCAGACCGCCUGGAAGGAGGCGAGAGAGUCCUUGCGGAAUCUGCUGUCCACAAGCUGUGCCAGGCUCCGAGACGACACGGACCUUCGGAGACGGGCGUUCACGGCCCAGGCUUCUGCUGCGAUGCACCUGCCAGCCGCCAUAGGUGGCUACACGGACUUCUACUCCUCCCGCCAGCACGCCACCAACGUGGGGAUCAUGUUCCGGGGCGGCGAGAACGCGCUCAUGCCAAACUGGCUGCACUUGCCAGUGGGUUACCACGGCCGUGCUUCCUCCGUCGUGGUGUCAGGCACGCCGAUCCGAAGGCCCACGGGGCAGAUGAGGCCCGACGACGCUAAGCCCCCCGUCUUUGGCCCCUGCAAGCUCCUGGACAUGGAGCUGGAGAUGGCUUUCUUCGUAGGUCCCGGGAACAACUUGGGAGAGCCGAUCCCCAUCUCCAGGGCCCACGAGCACAUUUUCGGGAUGGUCCUCAUGAACGACUGGAGCGCUCGAGACAUCCAGAAGUGGGAGUACGUCCCCCUUGGGCCGUUUCUGGGGAAGAGUUUCGGCACGACCAUCUCUCCGUGGGUGGUGCCCAUGGACGCCCUCCUGCCCUUUGCCGUGCCCAACCCGGAGCAGGACCCUAAGCCCCUGCCGUAUCUCCGCCACGACCGGCCCUACACGUUCGACAUCAACCUCUCUGUCAGCCUGAAAGGUACGCUCGGAGACUGUGUCCAGGUGGGCUCCUGGACUCCUGGGGGGCAGAGGGUGGCUGGUGAGAGGGUGUCUCCCACUGCAGCCUUAGAGCCCCAUGGGGGUCUUACAAAGGAAGGGGGGAAGGGACACCCUGCACGCAAAGCACAUGCCACACUGGGCCCACAGGACAUUGGUGACGUAUUGCUGAGCUCUCGACCCUUAGGGCCAGAAAGCACGGAGUCCGAAUCCCCUCUCCAGCACUGCCCCCCCACCCCAGCCAGGGUCACCCCAGCCUCCACUCACACACCACUGGUGACCCCUCCCUCGUGCCUGUCGGGAAACCUGGCUCUGCUCCCUGGGGCCACACACCCUGUCCCCUGCACCGUACCUCGGGUCAGCCCCGAGAGCCUCGCAGACGGCCCGGGCCCACGGCCCACAACCCCCGGUGGCUCUGCAGCUCAGCUCCGAAGGCCAGUAGAGCAUUACCUAGAAGCUCUUCCAGACAGUUCCCCAGAGCGCUUGUGCCAGUCCCUGCUCACGCUAGCAGCAGCCACCUUUCCUGUCCCCCUGUGUCCCCACCCUCAGUACAUGUACUGGACGAUGCUCCAGCAGCUGACCCACCACUCUGUCAAUGGCUGCAACCUUCGGCCAGGGGACCUCUUGGCUUCUGGAACCAUCAGCGGGCCGGAGCCCGAAAGCUUUGGCUCCUUGUUGGAGCUGUCCUGGAGGGGAACGAAGGCCAUCGACCUGGGGAACGGACAGACCAGGAAGUUUCUGCUGGACGGGGAUGAAGUCAUCAUAACAGGGCACUGCCAGGGGGACGGGUACCGCGUCGGCUUCGGCCAGUGUGCUGGGAAAGUGCUGCCCGCUGUCCUGCCCGCGUGAGGCUCUGCGCAUCCCGGAUGUGACCUCACCGCCCCUGCCCGGGGAUCCCCGCCGUCCGCGGCCGCGGGCCUGGCUCCUUGUUCAGUGGUAAAUAAAGCCGUCGCGCUCGGUGUCCAUGCUCGAA
Herpailurus yagouaroundi (jaguarundi) is the source of this 2006-nucleotide messenger RNA. RefSeq names its product fumarylacetoacetate hydrolase (gene FAH). Bases 104 to 1882 code for a protein of 592 amino acids. NCBI's taxonomy places the organism in Eukaryota, Metazoa, Chordata, Mammalia, Carnivora, Felidae. The record is from RefSeq and is a predicted model, not a curated record. The transcript has 14 exons. Gene Ontology annotation, molecular function: fumarylacetoacetase activity. Gene Ontology annotation, biological process: homogentisate catabolic process; L-phenylalanine catabolic process; L-tyrosine catabolic process.